UCAAGUUGGUUUUUAUUUAUAGUGAGUUUAGUUAUAUUUUAUCAUUAAGAUUGAAAUUUACUGAAAGUAGCAUAAAUAUUUUUCUUUGAAAAGAAUAAUUAGCAUAGAUAUUAUGAUCAUACUCUAUAUUACCAUAAAUGCUGAGUGGUACUAGUGGUACAUGUGAACGGGGUGAUAGUAACUGACAAUAAAUAAGUAAAAAGAAAUAAAAAUGCCUCGAAGAAAAGUCGAUCCUGGUUUCAGUGAAGCUCGAUCCGAUAAUCUACCUCGUGUUGAUGCUUUUAUGGUCGCAUCUUACUUAGCUACUAAUUCCAAUUUUGUAUCUGCAGAAAUGCAAGGCGCAAAAGCUAACCUAUCCGGAAGACAGUCGUAUGGAGAUGCUGCUAUUGAAUUUGUUCAACUAAAACUUCAUGGACUAGAAUGUACUCUAAAAUGUCUUAUUUGUCCUGAGCACAGAGUACACAAUAAAUCAUAUCGAGUGACUCUUGUUUUAAAUAUUGUUGAGGAAAAGAUUUUAUCGAUUCAAUGUCAUGAUUGUGCCGCAUCGUCAGGUGGAUGCAAGCAUGCGAUUGCUUUUAUAAUGUGGCUACACAGAAGAUCUGAAGAACCAUCACCGACGGAUAUUGAAUGUUAUUGGCGAAAAUCAGUUCUAUCUCAAGUUGGAUCAUCAAUAAAAUUCAUUAUGGUAAAAGAUUUUGCCAGUACUGAAGAAUCGAUUGUUUUGAAUAAACCUUUUAAUGCAUUAGAAGAAUUUGUAAAAAGAACAAAUCAAAAAACUGUACAGAGUCAAAUUUUAAAAUACUUCAAUGAUGUAAAUAACGAGCAAAGUCUUUCGAUUCAUAAUUUAUUAGUAAAUUUUAUUAAUGAAGGAGGAACAUCUUAUGAUGAAUUUUUAACAUUGAGCAAAAGUCGAAUGUCAAAAGAUUUGUGUGAGCGAAUUGAAAAAAUGACUCAAGAUCAAGCAAACUGUGAGCUCUGGUUUACAUUGCGCUACGAACGAGUUACUGCAUCAAAGGCAUAUGAAGCAUCACGUUGUAAUACACCGAAUGGAAUUUUAGUGGAGUUGUUGGUCGGUGGUAAAAAAUUGCGGGAUACAAAAGCUAUGGAACGAGGCAAAAAAAUAGAAGCAAUGGUUUUACAACAAGUUGAACAGAAGAUGAAAAAAAAGUUAAAUAAAUGUGGUUUAUUUCUAUCUGAAAAAUAUCCUUAUCUAGGAGCUUCACCUGAUGCUAUUGACGACGAAUUUGUUAUUGAAAUUAAAUGCCCAACGUCAGACAAAAGUGCUCGUACAUAUAUUGAUACUAAUAAUUACGAUAAAGUAGCAAUGAAGUACAUAACGCAAAUGCAAAUGGAAAUGCUUUUUGCCGGAAGAAAAAAAGCGAUGUUUGUUGUUGCAGACCCGAACUUCGAAGAUACAAAAGCAUUUAAAUCUAUUAUUAUUAAUUACGACUCACAAUUAAUUAAUAAAUUAUUGGAAGAUUUGAGUAAAUUUUGGAAGAAAUGUAUUUUUAAACGAUUAUUUAAUUCUUUAUACAAAACAGAGCAAUAAAAUAAGAUCAAAAACGUAUUAUUUUAAGACACUUGUAUGUUUUGAAUGUUAAUAGAUAUAUACAUAAGCUUAUU
Molecule: messenger RNA, 1623 nt
Organism: Microplitis mediator
Lineage: Eukaryota; Metazoa; Arthropoda; Insecta; Hymenoptera; Braconidae
Exons: 3
Coding region: 212-1549 (445 amino acids)
Source: RefSeq, a predicted model, not a curated record